AUGUCGUCGGCGUCGGCGUCCAGGACCCGGCGGGGCGGGAGCCUGCAGUUCCCGGUGGGGCGGUGGCGCCACGUGGCGGUGGUCGACGCCGGGUGCGGCUGCCGCCCGCGCCGGGCUACCUCGCGCCUGCUUAGCCAGCUGCCCUCCUUCCUCCGCCCCUCGCCCAAGCCCCCGCAGCAGCCGCCGCGGAGCAGCUCCCGCUCCUCGUCGGGCUUCUUCCCGUCCUCGGCCUCCACCGCCUCCUCCUCCGCCGCCACCUUCACCACCACCCACUCCUCCUACUCCAACUACUCCGCCUACUCCUACUCGGGCGCCGCCUACACUGCCGCCACCACCAAGAGCAAGAAGCAGCACGACCCGCCGGCGUCGACCAAGGCGCUGCCGCCUGCUUCGUCCUCCCACGUGGCGGCGUCCAGGAGGAGGCAGCAGGGCAGGAGGAAGAAGAGGUACGAGAAGAUGGGCGCCGCAGCAGGACAGGAGGAGGACGACGUCGGCGUGGCCGUGGAGAAGGAGUCCUCCGACCCGCGCGCCGACUUCCGGGAGAGCAUGGUGCAGAUGGUGGUCGAGAUGGGGCUGUGCGGCUGGGACGACCUCCGCUGCAUGCUCCGCCGCCUGCUGGCCCUCAACGCCCCGCGCCACCACGCCGCCAUCCUCGCCGCCUUCGCCGAGGUCUGCGCGCAGCUCACCGCGCCCCCGCCCCCGCCCCCGCCCCCGCCCCCGCCGCACCCGGCGUACCACGCCUACGACUACCACUACCACUACUGA
This is a messenger RNA of Panicum hallii, 765 nucleotides long. Its product is annotated as transcription repressor OFP8-like. Bases 1 to 765 code for a protein of 254 amino acids. The transcript has a single exon. The record is from RefSeq and is a predicted model, not a curated record. Lineage: Eukaryota; Viridiplantae; Streptophyta; Magnoliopsida; Poales; Poaceae. Gene Ontology annotation, biological process: negative regulation of DNA-templated transcription.